This is a messenger RNA of Andrographis paniculata, 2014 nucleotides long. RefSeq names its product NAC domain-containing protein 86-like. Lineage: Eukaryota; Viridiplantae; Streptophyta; Magnoliopsida; Lamiales; Acanthaceae. Gene Ontology annotation, biological process: regulation of DNA-templated transcription. Bases 308 to 1882 code for a protein of 524 amino acids. The transcript has 6 exons. The record is from RefSeq and is a predicted model, not a curated record. Gene Ontology annotation, molecular function: DNA binding.
CAUACACAAACAUAUAUACAUAUUCUUACAUUUUAGUAUUUAAAUAUUAACUGUUCACAUACAGACAUAGAUACAUACAAAACAAUCAAAUAAUAAGAUCAGAAAGACAGCAAGAGAAUGUAUAAAAAGAUAAAGUAAUUAAGGGGGUGGCAGCCUCUCCCCAUUCAAUAUAUAUAUAUAUAUAAUUAUUUAUUUAUAUUAGAAGUUUCUUUUUGUUCCCUUAUAAAACCCUCUUUUGGAAUUCAGUCUCCUCUCUUCUCUUCUCUUCUCCUCUAUUCAUUUCCUCAAAAUUUCUUGAUUCCCUCUCAUGGCGGGUGUAUCGUUGCCUCCCGGCUUUCGGUUCCACCCGACAGACGAAGAGCUCGUAGCGUAUUACCUCAAGAGGAAGAUCAAUGGCCAAAAAAUUGAUCUCGAGGUCAUCCCUGAAGUCGAUCUUUAUAAGUGCGAGCCAUGGGAUCUUCCAGGAAAGUCACUGCUACCAAGCAAAGAUCUUGAAUGGUUCUUCUUUAGCCCACGAGAUCGUAAAUACCCGAAUGGAUCAAGAACGAACCGGGCUACCAAAGCCGGGUAUUGGAAGGCGACUGGCAAAGAUAGGAAGGUGAUGAUGAAUAGUUCUACUUCAGAAGGAAUUAACAGGGCUGUGGGGAUGAAGAAAACCCUAGUUUAUUACAGGGGGCGAGCCCCCCAUGGGGCGCGAACCGAUUGGGUUAUGCAUGAAUAUCGCCUCGAUGAUAGAGAAUGCCUCGAUCCCUCGUCGGGCUUGCAGGAUGCAUACGCCCUUUGCCGCAUAUUCAAGAAGAGUUUAAACAUCACAAAGGUAGAAGAAGAUCACCAACAUCCUGACAAUAGUGUCUCCCCGAACAUCGACCUGGCUGACGAAUUAGGACAUUUCGGCGCUUUCAAUUCCGGAAAUCACCCUGUAAUGACAUUGAACUCCUCAUCAAGUGACCAUGAAGCUGCAGCAUGGACACACUACUUAUCAGAAGAGGCAUUUGGUUUUUGCAAUAAUGAAGACAAUAAUUCUUUGCCAUACCCGCCAUCAAAGAUGGGGAUUACAUUAGAGUGUGCGAGAUUACAAACGAGGUCUUCAUUGCCUCCGCUAGAGGCCAUUCCCGAUUUUUCGCCAGCUGCUUUCUCUAACAACCCGACUAACAACACACCAUCUUCAAGCGUAUUCCAUGACUAUACGUACCCCCCUCGAGAUCUCAUGUUGUCGACUUACUUGGAUAAUUAUGGAGAUGAGAACAAUCCCAUGAGGUUCAUUGAAACUGGAAGAAAUAAUUAUAUGGGUGAUGAGAACCUAAGCUGGAUUGGAAUGCCUAACCACGAAUUUGAAAAGGUGUGGACAGAUGACUUGAGGACGGCUCCCAUAGAAGGCAUCUCCAAUAUUGUCCGAGGGGAAUAUCGAGAUUUUGAAAUUGAAGGCGGUCACAACUUUGAAGCAUUCUUCACUACAGAAGUAAGCGAUACAAUCGGAGGCAGCGAGGUGUUGAUUGAUAAUUUCUCGAACUCGCCGGACUUGGACAUAUUCGAUGACAAUAAUAUCCAAGUGAAUCAUGGAUUACUCGUUUCGACUCGACAAACAGCUACAACAUUUUAUCACCAAGUAGUGCCAUCAAAGACAAUCUCCAUCUCUAUAAACCCAACAAUUAGAGAUGAAAAUCCACCGAUGGGUUUUGUACCGAGUUUGUCGAGGAAAUUUAGGAUGUUGGCGAAAAAUACGAUAAGAAGCUUGGGAAGAUCUCAAGAGGAAAUGAAUCCAAGAAGUGUUGGGGGAGGGAGAAAUUUGUUUGGGGAGAUUAAGGAUGUUCUAAGGUGUUACUUGACCCUAGUUUCUCUUGAUUUGCACAAUUUGUGGAAAGGGGAUUUGUUGCUAGGGUAAAAUAAUCUAAGGGCCAAGAAUAGAGCGACUUCGAAUUUCGAUUACUUGCUACAACAACUACAACUAUUAUUAGUUUUUCUUUUUUUUUUUUUUUAAUUGGGAAUUCUUGAUGAAAAUCGUUUGAUUGUAUGU